Molecule: messenger RNA, 1582 nt
Organism: Cyprinodon tularosa
Lineage: Eukaryota; Metazoa; Chordata; Actinopteri; Cyprinodontiformes; Cyprinodontidae
Gene: cunh5orf22
Product: chromosome unknown C5orf22 homolog
Exons: 10
Coding region: 72-1487 (471 amino acids)
Source: RefSeq, a predicted model, not a curated record
AAAAACACUGCAGGACCGGUUUGGUUCGCGGUGCUUUCCUGUUAGCUCCGCUCAGAUCAGAAACCUCCGGGAUGUUCUCCCUGCUGCGGAAAAGGUCCUACGAGAAGCUGCCUGUGCGGAUAGUGGAGGAUCACCAUCAUGUGGUUUAUCACAUCUACAGAGCCGUCGCAUCAAGACAUCUGCCUCUCAGUAACAUCAAGAUGCUCCAUCUGGACUCCCACCCUGACCUGCUCAUCCCCGUCAACAUGCCUGCUGACACGGUGUUCGAUAAGGAGAAGCUCCUCAGCGAGCUGAGUAUAGAGAACUGGAUCCUGCCCAUGGUGUAUGCGGGUCAUUUAGGCCACGUGGCGUGGCUUCACCCUUACUGGGCUCAGCAGAUCAAAGAAGGAGAGCACAUGUUCAACGUCGGCCGAGACUCGUCCACCAACACCAUCAGGGUGACCAGUUCUGACAACUACUUCCUUAGUGACGGUCUGUAUGUUUGUGAUGAGCAGCUGCAGGACUCAAAGCUUCUCAGACUAAACGUAGUCGGAGUUCAUCCUGUCCAACCAGCUCCAGAGCUUGACACAAAGAACGAGUCGCUGAGCAAAAAGCUUCGGACGGAUCUGAGUGAGGAUGGGCAACUCUCCUCAGCAGCAACUUCCACAUUGUUGCCAGAAGAGGGCAGCAGCUGCCAGGAAGGGCUGAGCAGCAAUGGAACCCACCGUGUAGAUGAAGGACAAACCAGUUCUGUUGUUGGGAGAUUAACUACCUUUCUUGGUGAAGCCAAUCUAUACAUCCUGGACAUUGAUCUAGAUUUCUUCUCCUGUAAAAACCCAUUUAAAGAAAUGUACACUCAGGAGGAGUUUUCCCUUCUGAAGGAGCUGUACGCCUUCAGAGAACCCAGCGUUGGUGCUGAUGAGGCGGAGCUGGAGGACUGUGUUGACCGUCGUAUUCGUCAGUUAGAAGACCUGGAGGCAGCGUUUGCUGAUCUGCUGGAAGACGAUGGAGAAGAGAUGGUUGCUCGAUGGGCAGCGAAGCCGGGGAUGUCCUCCUUAACUCAGCUGGUCUCCUGUUUGAAGGCAAGAAAUUCUUCACCUGACUAUGAGAUGGUUCACCAGGCAGGACUCACCUGUGACUCGAUGGAGCUGCCGCAUCAUAUCAGCACAGAGGAGGAGAUCGAUGGACUGAUCUCUGCCGUGCAGCUGGUCCUCAGGCGUCUGCCGUCACCCACACUGGUCACCAUGUCCAGGUCCAGUCUGGAUGAAUACUGCCCAGCUGAGCAGGUGGACUCGGUCCAGGAACGGGUUCUGGCUGUUCUGGAGGGUCUGUAUGGUGACCUGGAUGUGCAGAAAGACUAUGAAAGCAGCGAAGACGCUGAGGACUGCCAGCCAAGGACAUCUGAAAGCAGCAAAGACGCUGAGGACUGCCAGCCAAGGACAUCUGAAAGCAGCUCACAGAACGACGCAUCUUUUAGAGAUGGCAGUGGUUUAGCAGCUCCAACAUAACUGGGUCAGAACCUGGUACCAUGAACUAUUGGUGUUCACUUCAGCCUUUCUUUGGUCAAACUAGCCAACUGAUAAAGGAAGUUUGUUUUAACAGA